UGGCACAUAAUCUAUAUAAAAAAAACGAAAUAAAAUCGAACGAGAAAAUUAUGAAGACAAAAAUAACUGUUGAUCCAUGGACAAGAAAAUAAAGAAAUAUGGUGAUGUUGUAUAAAAAGAAUUUUUUUCGUAAAAAAUACAAAACAUAAAAAAAUCGUAUAAAGAUUAUAAAAAUCAAGGAAAAUACAGAUAAUUCAAUAAGAAGGAUAGAUGUCGCUUUAAGAAUAUACAGUUGGAAGUUAAUCCAGUGUGUUGGUCCAAUCUAUGUGAACCAUGAGUACUAACAAGAAAAAAACCCGAACAGCGAGCGGGGAUGGACCCGCAGGUAAAAAGAAGGACAAACAUGAAAAAGAUCUGAAGGAAAAAGGGACCAAAUCUUCGAACCUAGAUGCCUAUUCGAGAGUGAUGUCAGAUCGAGAGGGUAAAAACAAAGUCGAAGCAUCGAAAUCAAGGAUGGCCAAAGAAGAGCCCCCGCCAGUUUCGGAGAUAGAGAUUGUGAACACACCGUCUCAGAUUGCUAGGCACGAUGCAGAGCUCCGAGCAAUACGUAGGAAACAACGCUUCAAACGUCGCUGGCCGGAGGUCACCAAGGUGAUAUUCAAGACUAAACCCUGGCAUCCACCUCCACCACCUCAAAAACCACCUCCAGUGGUGAUAGAACGUCCUGAUUUCCUCACUCGUACCUGGGUACCGCCUUAUGCGAGGAGAAGGCGGCCCAGAGCCAAGUUGCUGAGGAUACCACCAGAGCAAGUCACACAGCCGUUGCCUUUAGCACCUUCCAAGUUGAGAAAGAUCUGGCACAACUUCAGCCAGGUGGACAAGAACAAGAUGAUAUUACAGGGACGGCUCGGAUGCAACUCCAAGAAGUACUCUUCAACUCAUUGUGGUGCCCAAACUGGAUGCAUAGCAGUGGCCUGUCGCGCCCUCCUGGAUGAGAAGACUCCAGCAGAGUUUGUGAGGAGCGAUGUGGAUGAACUCAUUGAAGCUGGUGAUAGAUAUUACAAGCAGUGCAUGAUUGCACUCAAGUGUUAUAAAGGCAAACCAGCUCUUCAGUUAAACCAGCUCCUGACGUCAUUCUACCUCCACGACACCAAGUAUACAGUCAAACUACUGGAGAUGGACAAGGGUCUUCUGGCGAAGCACCCUGACAAUAUACAAGCUGAUCAAGAUUUUAUGGCCUUGAUGGAAAAGAAAGUAGGUACCCAGUACAUGCUGAUCCUGUCCAUCGGUGGUGACCGUCACUUCUUGAUCUGGGGCCACCCGCCAGACCCUGAAGUUGGCAGCCAAGCGAAGACCAUCUGCUAUAUCUUCGAUCCUCACAUGCUGAACGAUUUGGGACAAGUGGAUAAGCUGUCUGGAGCUGGCGCCUUCCUUCGAUACGCAGGCAUCACAUCCUUCGUCCUAGAUUUCUUGUCUAACUAUGGCGAUUUGGAUGCUGCGAAAAAGGGAAACCCGAAGCCACCCAUCACCCUCACCAGUGUUGAGGUCGUUCAACGAGAACCAUUGAUUCGGGAGCCGACGUACGAGUUGGACCUCAAAGCCCUGAAGGCGCACUGCCGGAGUGAAUGGGACAGCCUGAACAUCAACGCGCUCAUUGAGAAGAAGAGAGAGGGUCAGUAUCCGCUUGCAUCGCUCAGUGCAGUCAGUUUGGCCACGUCCAGGGCGACGCCGCGGAGGAAAAUCAGGGAAUUCUAUCAGAAGAUGCCUAAAGAUCCUCCUCCUAUCUUGCCCAUGAAUCCGGACAGAGCCCCUCAGAACCCCACCAACGAGCAGAUUAUGUCACUCCGAGGUGAGAACUUCUUCCUCUACUCCCCCAGGCUGGAUGGACAUACCUUCGGAAGGGAUGACAUGAUACCACUACCAAAGUCGGAGACAGUUCUCCACAGCCCUGUGGAGAUAGCUGACCAGAAUUAUCACUCGCAGUACGUUCAGCUCGAUGUGGAGAAGUGGAUCCUCAGGGGAACCAGGCAUAUGGCCAGUCAUAGGUACCAGGUCUUCAAGACGUUUACUGGCAUAGCAUGCUGUGUGGCAGCAUUGGGCAUGCUGAGACGGUACCGCGCCAGGGCGUGGAACGAAGACAUGUUCGAUGAAACGCUCGAUAUUGGGUUUAAUAUGUUUAGGGAGUCGCUGGUAGAACGAGGUGGUCCCAUCCGAAGGUUGGUACUUGGAGAGCUGAAGGAUACCUUCAGGAUCCGAGAUCGGGAGUAUAAGCAUAAGAUUCGAGGUAUCGCCGUCUGGGGCAAGUUGUUAUCCAAUAACCCGAAAGUAUUUGAUCUCUGUAGAGGGCUCGAACACUUCUUCAAGGAGUCUGACUCGGGGGUCUUACAAGUUCCUGGAGAAUACGAGACGGCGAUCUGGUUCGAGGGUGGCAAGUAUUACCUGUACCACCCGUGGCCAGCUGACAGAUAUGGCACUAGGGUGGGGCUUCAAGACGGAGGCAAAGGCUGCGUGAUGUACUUCCCGAGGGUGUCUCGUCUCUGCGAGCACUUCAUGGACAACGUGGCCAACAUGAAGCGGAAACCGUUCAGCAUCAGCGACGUCGCUGUCACCCAGCAGAGCGUUGACAUGCCUGAGCCUGUCAAUAAGAUGAAGCCGGUGGCUCCAGGUCGUUGGAUAGUCCGCGGCAGUUUCCACGAGGCUGACGCUCGGUUCCCUGAGGAGCACCGCGGUAGACAGGCCACACCUGUCUCCAUCGCAGCCCUCGCCAUGACGCAAGUUGUAGAUCCUGCUGACUGGACCUCUGAUGAUGUUGAUGAGACCCUCGUGCGCGGAGAUAUCUUAUACCAAAGCACGAUGGAACAUCUUGAGAAGAUGGGCAUCAGCUUGGACUCUCCGAAGUCCUUCGAGGAAGGUGGCCCUGAGGAGGAAGACGCUGGGUCUGGCGAAGCCUCCUCUGGUGGUACCUUGGCCGCAGCUGAUGUCCUGAACAGAUUCAAAGUAUCAGAAUACGACUGCAUAGAGACCGAAGUUAUGGACAGUGCGUUCAAUGGUACUCUAAACCCUGACGCCGGAGCCGGUGCACCAGUUCUGAAGGACGUGCUGAAGCAGUUCUUCAAGGAGCACACGCACGGAGUGUUCACGGCGCGAGGCGGUUCCACGGCUAUAUGGAAGCACGAUGGACACUUCUACUUCUUCGAUCCUCAUGGGUGCGAUGAGAAUGGUCUACCAUCAGAGGAGCCCCGUGCCACAGCCUGCCUCGUCCGUAUAAAAGGCAAGGAGAGUGAACUAGCCGACGUGCUGCUGAGCAACCUCGCGCCAGGCAGCGACGACAGCUUCAACAUAUCGCCUGUCGCCAUCACUGCAACUAAACUCAAUAUGGAGAUCGGAGCUCCGGAGACUAAGCUAGAAAGCAAGGCCUUUGAAUGGAUCAACAAGGGGACGGCCGCCAUCAUGAUGGGACCUCGAGGUGAGAACGCAGCCAUCGGCAAAGCGGCUGAGAAAGCCGGCAUCAAUGCCGAUGAUAUGGCUGGAAGGACGAUCGGCCUGCCUGCUGCAGCUGCCUUCGCGGCUGCCACCGAGUCUGUGCCUCCACCUCACAUGCACCAAGACCAUAUGUUUAAUUUCCUCGACGCCGGAGCAGACUACUAUCUGAACCACAUAAAGAAGACCGGUCGCAACACUAUCGAGCCGGAAGAUCUGACUGAGAAGUUUGAGAUGGGCGCCAACACUUUCUCCAUAGAGCUCGGUGAGGCUGUGAGACUGCCGCUGCGAUUGCCGGACGAGACGCCAGGAGAAGGCGAAGGUGGUGGCGGCGGCAAAGAAGGCUUAGGAGAAGGAGAAGAAGAAGAGAAAGAAGAGAUGAAACACAUGAAGGAUCUGCUCUUCAAAAUGUGGUAUGACACCACGAAACCCACGACCAUAUCGUUGCUCGUUGGCGACUACCACCAGCUCGGGCUGUGGAUGGCAGCCGGUGGUAAAGUGGUGGCCUUCGACCCUGCACCUACACUGGUCAAAGGGCUGCUGACCACACAGAGGAUUAAGAAAGGUGAUGAGCUGAGGCUGCAGCGACUGAAGGAUGAGAUGACUGGCGAGAGCGCUGGCGACGCAGGAGAGGAAGACGAUGAAGAAGCCGGCGGUGAGGGUGAAGAGAAACCAGAGCCAGAGCCAGAAGCGGUGCCGCCGGAGUCAUGUCCAGUGCUCAUUGUGGCCGCCAGUCCUGGAGAGUUUAUCGAUAAGCUCACUCGUCAAGGAGGUCUGGACCCGAAGCAGUGUAUAGCACCAUACAAGCUGUACCCGGUGAAAGUCAUCAAUGAGCUGACUACAGUCCUGCGCGAAAAGAGGGGAGGACCUCCCAAGGAGAAGGCAGAAGGCGAAGAGGAAGGUGGAGCGGCAGAAGAAGUGCUGGUUCCUGCACUGGAAGACGCUGCGAUGGGCAAGUACAUGGAUCGUCUGUCUCGGUCCACUGCAUCAGUCAGAGCCAGGCUGGCACAGAACGAGAACUACUUCAUGGAUCAGCCUAACAGGGACAACCAGGACGCAGCGAAUGCAGUGAUGGGUAUUGUGGUACACCACAUAGAGCCCUAUACGUUCUGGAAACCAGAGCUCUUGGAUGCUGUAUUGAAGUAUGGAGACAGGCUGUACACCAUGUCCAUAGGGAACGCAUCAUCACCACCUCAGCUGAAGCCCAAAGAAAUGGUGUCGGAAUUCCAUGUCACCAAUUUCAAUGUGAAAUUGGAGAUAGAAGGUGAUGUGAUCGGAGGCGACAUCAAGGCGGGCGAGACGGGCAGUGUGAACAGUCUGAAGAAAGCUAUCACCAGUUUCUUUACAUCGCAAAAAUACGGUGUUCUAUGCGCGAAAGGUUACUGCGUCGGUAUAUGGAAGGGAGCUGAUGACAAAUCCUUCGUUAUGCUGGAGCCUCACGCCGUGGGUCCUGCUGGGAAGACAUCGCCAGCUGGAGCAGCGACCCUGGUGGUCUACUCCAACGUCGAUGAACUGGCAGACACCUUCAGAGCCAACGUUGAAGGUCACAUGAGACCUGGAGAUAACAAGUUCUCGAUAUCAUCAGUAAAAGUAUUCUGGGAGUUUUCGAAGCUGGCGAGUCCUGUCACUCCUCAAGGAGCCGUGCCUGAUGAGGGAUACGAGUGGAAGGUCCUCACUGCUUAUGUGGAGACGGCCAGAGGGAGGACCAUAUUGAGAGGGACCAGACCUCCUGAUCUCAUGAAGUUCACAAGAGAUGCGCUGCUUCAAUCAGCGUGUGCGGCCAUAGUUGGCGCGGCCAUGUCUCACGUCCGACGUCCCCACCUUUGGACCAGGAAGACAGUGGACGAAGUCAUCUCCGUGGUGCCGCUCUUCACGGCGUCUCUCGGAUCCCUUGGCUAUGAGUUCCGACCUGGUGAAGAUGUUUUGUUACCAUUGCAGGUACUAAAACGAUUCGUCCUUGGAGUGAACUACGUCCGCUACGACCUCGAGGAAGUGUUCUCAGGGAAGUUGGAACAGAAGGAACCGACACAAAUGACUGUCAGAUGUGCUCUGGAGCGCUUCUUCGAGUCCCAUACCCAUGGAAUACUAUGGUCAGUGCCCCAUGCAGUAUGUGUGUGGAGGGUGGCUGGAGCCCCGGCGUUCUACAUGUUCGAGCCCCAUGCCUGUGGACCGACCGGACUGCGAGUCGACGCCAUGGAUGACGGUGCUGCCUGCGUUCUCACUUUCACAUCUCCGAAGUUGAUGGCUUUUGCGUAUCUUCAAAAUGUACCGGUGGUCGAACGGCCCAAGCAUGAUUUCCAACUGUAUGCCAUGUCGAUCACUGUGCAGCCGAUUAAGAAACUGGGAGGAGUCGAGCCUCCCAUAGUGAGGGCCCCGCCGGGAGUCAAACUUGUGCCUGCUACUAGUAAAGUGGGUAUAGAUGGCAGCAAGCGUAGGGCCGAGGAGAAGGAUCGCAAGCAUCCGCCAGGGAGCGCCACUUGCAUGGAUGCUCAGCGCGCCGCGGAGAAGGCAGACAAGGAACAAACCAAGCUGAAAGGUCAGCGAAACACCAGCGGCUGGCUAGUUCUCAAUGAUGGUACUCAAUUCAUGUCUGCCAUGCACUCGAUUGCCUGCAGGAAGUUCUCUUGCGCUUCUAGAGGAUGCCAGGCUUUAGCAUGCUCAGUAAUGGCAGUGGCCAUGUCCCGAGUCGAGGACGUGUGCCGCUGGUGCUCCUCCACCCUCGACCAGAUCCUGGAGAGCGGAGACCAGCUCUACCAGGACAGCUACCUACACUUCCAUCCAGAAACUAAGAUCUUAAACAUUGAACAGAUUCUUCGUAAGUUCUAUACUCCUGGGAAUUGUGUGUGUCGUGUGGUUGUCUACAAGUCCAGACACAGAGGCGUCGUCGAUGUCAACCUGGUUGAGCAGAUAGGAGAAUUCUUCAGAGAAGAGAGAGCGGGCGUCUUCGUCGCCGGUAAGGGAGACUUUGCCGUGGCGCUGUUCAGGACGCCGCGCGGGUAUUACAUGUUUGAUCCGUCUGACCGAGACCGCUACGGGCGCGCAGUGGCGCCCCCUUGCAUCGGCCGAGCUAGAGCCUGCUUCUCACAGUAUCCUAACGUACAAUGCCUUGCUGAGAAGCUCGGUCCAAACAUCCCGCCCACGGUUGAAGUUGAGAAUUUGGAAGAAACACCAAGAAGAAUUAGUAAGCAAUUGGAACCUGUAAGUGAAGAUGAAAAGGAGGUGAAAUUCACGGAACCAACGUCGUUUUCGAUUUACGGUAUGGAUGUAACCAGUUUACGUAGACUGAAUCAACACGAGCGAUAGAGCGACAACUAGGCGCUGCCCUACGGUCAGAUUCAAUACCUGUAUUCUAUAAUAUAAAACUAAGUCAGGUUUUCCUUCCUGACGCUAUAACUUCAGAACGCACGAACCGAUUUCCACGGUUUUGCAUUCGUUGGAAACGUCUGGAGUCCGUGAGGUUUAUAGCAAAGAAAAUUUUGGAAAAUGGAAAUUUUGACAUAAGCUCUUAUACAUAAUGCAUCAACAUUCCGUUUCUAGUAAGAAAAUCUAUGUAUAUAAAUAGGUAUAGGUUAUUGAAAACGGCCGUAAAUUGCGAAUAGGUAUAAAACACCCGAAAAAUGGUGUCACGUCACCACUACGCAAAGCGGCUUCGUACCGCGUCGUAGUCCUGGCGUUCCCAACCGAAUUGUUUUGUUAUUGUCGUUUUCACACUAGCUCUUAACUACGAAAGUCUAACGUAAACUGGAAUACAAUCAUACGCUGUAUCGGAACUACGCCGUUCUGAAUUGUGCUAAUAGUACGCCGAUUUGAAAUGUUCUCUUGCAAUACUCAGAUAUGAAUAUCUACUGCAUGAAAAACAAGAUUAUGGCUAUAAUUAUUUUUUUGUAACUUUUCUAGUUUGUAAGUGAUUUUGUUUGUUAAGGACGCGUGUGAAAGGGACAAGUAUAAUAUAAAUUGUGAGUGUAUUGUUCUAGUCCCGCCACACUUCAUAAGAACGCUUUUUUAAUAAAAUAAGUUUUUAAAA
Spodoptera frugiperda (fall armyworm) is the source of this 7444-nucleotide messenger RNA. RefSeq lists its product as uncharacterized. NCBI's taxonomy places the organism in Eukaryota, Metazoa, Arthropoda, Insecta, Lepidoptera, Noctuidae. The record is from RefSeq and is a predicted model, not a curated record.